AUGAACCUUAUUAACUAAAUUCCUCUCAUAGAUCCCGAAAACAGAUGGGCAUUGGCAAAAAACCUACUUAGAAGCCUGCUUUUGGGCAGUUAAUACUAUGAUGAAGUAUGGAGAAAAACCUUAGACAUCUAUAGAGUUUGGUUUUACGAGUUUUUGUACUCUAUUGUACUGUAUAGUAUUUGGGUAUAUGAUGAAUUCCAUAAGUUAGGUGCUAUAGGAGAUAAAUAAAUCUAAAAAAGACUAUAAGAAGGAUUUAAAUAUAGUAUUUAUCUUAUUAUUACUGGUUCAAAUUUAAUAAAAAUAUGA
Molecule: messenger RNA, 306 nt
Organism: Ichthyophthirius multifiliis
Lineage: Eukaryota; Ciliophora; Oligohymenophorea; Hymenostomatida
Exons: 4
Source: RefSeq, a predicted model, not a curated record